UAUCAGAGAGCGGAGCCAAGAUGGCGUCUUUAAAUACAAACAUACCGCUGCUUAUUUGUUUAUUAUCAUUUUCAAUGCAAAUUAGCUCUUCAAAGCUUUUAUCCGAGCCGUGUUACAAGCCAAUCAGAGACGGCAGGCCAAAUUCUGUCAGAACACAACCCCGCCCACAUGAGUAUGUGAAGGUGUCGGACCUUCCUCCGUCCUGGGACUGGAGGAACAUCCAGGGGAAGAACUAUGUGAGCGUCACACGGAACCAGCACAUCCCCCAGUACUGCGGGUCCUGCUGGGCCAUGGGAGCCACCAGUGCAAUAGCUGAUCGUAUUAAUAUCAAGCGUGGAGGAGUGUGGCCUUCUGCUUACCUGUCAGUCCAGAACGUCAUAGACUGUGGGAAGGCGGGCUCUUGUUACGGAGGAGAUCACCUGGGAGUCUACGCCUACGCACACCAGAAAGGCAUUCCUGAUGAAACCUGCAACAACUACCAAGCUAAAAACCAAAAGUGUGAGCAGUUUAACCAGUGUGGCACAUGCUCCUUCUUUAAGUCAUGUGCUAUCGUUCAGAACUACACCGUGUGGAAAGUGGGCGACUACGGAGACGUUUCUGGAAGAGACAAGAUGAAGGCUGAGCUUUACACCAACGGGCCCAUCAGUUGUGCUCUCAUGGCCACAGACGGACUUGAGAAAUACUCUGGAGGGAUCUUCAGAGAGUUUCACCCGCUGUCUCUGCCAAAUCACAUCGUGUCUGUGGCUGGGUGGGGUGUGACCGAGGACGGGACCGAGUAUUGGGUCGUCAGGAACUCCUGGGGAGAGUUUUGGGGAGAGCAUGGCUGGGCAAGAAUAGUCACCAGUGCGUAUAAAGGAGGAAAAGGACACUGGUUCAACCUGGGUAUUGAGAACAACUGUGCAUAUGGAGACCCCAUUGUGACAUAGAUGCCAAAAUUAACUGACGGAAAGACUCCGUUUUUGUCAUUGCUGUUUUUAAAUUACUGUUUAUAAUUUAACAUUUUCUGAUAAUCAAAGGAAAAGUUUAAUUUUUUAGCUGUUUGUUAGUUGUUUGAACAUUAUAGUAAAAAACAAUUCACUGUUUUCUCUCGGCUGAUCAAGAAUGCGUAUACAAACACCAUGCCACUGACAUCUUGAGUAAUAACACAGGUGCAUAUCCAAGACAGUAAAAUAUACAUACAUAUAAUAUAUAUACAGCACUUAUUAUACAGGUGCUAUAUAAAUACACUUUCAUGUUCUAUGAGUUGAGUAUGUCAGAUUUUCCGAGCAUGAAAACAUUUACUUUUUUUAAUUUUCCACAUGAACUCCCUAAGAGAUAUCAUUCUCGCAUUAAAUAAUAAAGUACUGGUUAAGUCCAAGUAAUAAUUUGGCAAAAUAAACUUGAGAUCAUUAACUCUAACCCUCAGACAGAGCGAGGUUAUCUGGUAGUUUCCAAUCUUUAUGCUAGGCUAAGCUUACCAGCUUCUGGCUCUAGCUACUGUAUAUAUUCAGAGUAAAGACAUGAGAGCUGCAUUGAUCCAAAAGUCAAACUGUUCCUUUAAAUUACAGGUUUAUCACAUUAGUAGGAAUUGAACAGAUACAAAGUUAAACCUUUUGUGACAGAGUAGUUUAUGUCAUGUUAGAAAACUAAAGCCAUUUUAGAGUUAUCCUUUCAAAUCUGAAGUUUCAUAAAUAUUCUAACACAGAAUCAGAAGAGUAUUUCUAACGCCGUGCCGAACAGGAAAAGAACUACAUGGACGGAUGAAUGUGUUCAAUUUUCAGCUCAGAAUAACUCCUCAGUCUGCAAAAAACUGCAGCCUCUUCACUUCAGAGCCAUUAUCACACAUUUCUAAGAAGACUAUUUAUACCUUUAAACGACAGGUGAGCUGAGUCACUCACUUUAAAUUCACCUGUGGAGAGACAGCUUUGGCAGGACUGGGGAAAAGAGAGGCUCACACUCUGUUACAUUUUGACUUGACACUCUGUACAAAAUCCCCUCAAACAGUUUCUAAUGAGGGUGGGGGGCUGCAAGACUAAUUCAACACAGAGUUAAGGGAGAACGAUUACAUACUGCACUUCGCUGACAUCACCUCCCUGUAACUCGAGCGAGGCGUUCUUUUGUCUUAAAAUUCAAAACCUCCUCAUAUGGAAAUGUCUCCUUUCUCUGCUUCUCAUUUGUUAAGUUAAUGGCUGCCUGAAUCACAUCUCUCUUGAAGCUCUGAGUGUGUGUUUGUAUCACAAGCAGUUAAAGUGUGUAAAUCUUACAACUUGAAGGAAACAUUUUCUUCAUGGAUUAACUUGUAACAUUUUUCUUUCUAGUCUUAAACCAUCUGAAGGUAUUCUAUGUCUCAUAAAAGCAAACAUUAAAAAAUAUAUAUUAGAACUCAGUCUUUAAGCUCCA
Molecule: messenger RNA, 2379 nt
Organism: Labrus mixtus (cuckoo wrasse)
Lineage: Eukaryota; Metazoa; Chordata; Actinopteri; Labriformes; Labridae
Product: cathepsin Z
Exons: 7
Coding region: 21-926 (301 amino acids)
Cellular component (GO): lysosome
Molecular function (GO): cysteine-type endopeptidase activity
Source: RefSeq, a predicted model, not a curated record